Striga hermonthica is the source of this 405-nucleotide messenger RNA. The record is from the annotation of a GenBank genome assembly. Lineage: Eukaryota; Viridiplantae; Streptophyta; Magnoliopsida; Lamiales; Orobanchaceae.
AUGAAGACAAAAGAAGUUCAAGAAGAGUUGCUAUCUUCGGUUAACAUUAAAGGGUUGAAUGUUGAGUCCUCUCAACAAUGCGAAAAAGCAAAAGAAUCUCACUCUCUUGGCCCAAUGGAUAGGUUUGCUACAACAAUCAACCCGGAAGCAUCAUUGAACGUGGCAAAGACGAUGCGGGAACAAAACAUUAAUGAUGCUAUUUGGAAAGAACGAUCCAACUUGGUGAAAGAUUAUUUCAUCGAUUGGGCUUAUGAAGCGGGCAUAUCAUUCAAUGCAACCGAGCUUGAUAGCUUUCGGCUCUUUAGCGAAGCGCUCGGUCAAUUUGGGCCGAGAUGGAAGCCUCCUAGUUCGUAUGAGAUGAGAGAGCCAUUGUUGAAGAAAGCGGUUGAGAGAACAAAACUCAAG